This is a messenger RNA of Emiliania huxleyi CCMP1516, 2856 nucleotides long. RefSeq lists its product as hypothetical. The record is from RefSeq and is a predicted model, not a curated record. Gene Ontology annotation, molecular function: helicase activity; nucleic acid binding; ATP binding. NCBI's taxonomy places the organism in Eukaryota, Haptophyta, Isochrysidales, Noelaerhabdaceae. The transcript has 3 exons. The coding region runs from base 1 to 2856 and encodes 951 amino acids.
AUGCGCGCACAUGACUUUGCCUCCGGCCUGCCCAUUGCACCACUGUUACCGGACGUGGUCACGUCUCUGCGCUCGGAGCCCAACCUGGUGCUCGAGGCGCCGCCGGGCGCCGGAAAGUCCACCGCCGUGCCGCUGGCUCUCCUCCGUGACGGUGGCUUUGCAGACGGCAUCAUCAUGGUGCUCGAGCCGCGGCGCGUCGCCGCUCGGGCAGCCGCAGCGCGGAUGGCAUCGCUGCUCGGCCAGCCGCUCGGCGGCGAGGUGGGGUACCGGGUGCGGCAUGAAUCAAAGACGAGCCGCGAGACGCGGGUGCUCGUGGUGACCGAGGGCGUCCUCGUCAACAAGCUGCAGGCCGACCCGACUCUCGAAGGUGUCGCGUGCGUCAUCUUUGAUGAGUUCCACGAGCGGUCCGUCGACGCGGACCUCGCUCUGGCCCUCUGCCGCGAGGCGCAGACGGAGCUGCGGCCAGAGCUGCGGCUGGUCGUCAUGUCGGCGACGCUGGGUGAGGCCCUCGGCCCGGCCGUCGCUGCCACACUCGGCGGCUGCCCGACCCUGACUUCGGACGGCCGCUGCUUCCCGGUCGAGCGGCGCCACCUCAGCGGAUCCCGGCCGCUCGCGCUCGCGGCGGCGGGGCACCCUCGAGAGGUGGAGGAGGCGGUGGCGGAGGCGGUGCUGAGCGCUCUCGCCGAGUCCGCGCAAGGCGACCUGCUCGUCUUUUUGCCGGGAGAGCGGGAGAUCCGAGGCGUCGAGUCGAGGCUGGCUGACGCGCUGCCCGCCGCGCGCCGCGCCGCCCUCCGCGUUUGCCCGCUGUUCGGCGCGAUGCCGCUCGAGGAGCAGCGGGCGGCGGUGGCGCCCGACCCGGAGGGGCGGCGGCGAGUUGUCCUCUCCACCAACCUCGCCGAAUCCUCCCUCACCAUCGAGGGCGUUCGGCUCGUCAUUGACUCGGGCUUGCGACGCGCCGCCGCCUACGACGCUGCCGUCGGCAUGUCGGCGCUAGUCACGCGUCCCAUCUCUGCUGCUGCGGCGGAGCAGCGCGCUGGUCGCGCGGGUCGAGUUGCGCCCGGCACCGCCUAUCGUUUGUGGAGCGAGCAGGAGCAUCUCCGCCUCGCGCCGCAGACGGAGCCCGAGAUUGCCCAGGCGGACCUUGCUCCGCUCCUGCUGCAGCUGGGUGCGUGGGGUGCCGGUGUGUCGGAUGAGGCGGCGGCAGCGCUGCCGUGGGUGACGCCGCCGCCCGCAGCGUCGCUGGAGCGCGCACGCACGCUGCUCUCUGGGUUGGGGGCGCUUGGAGGCGGUGCUGCCGCCCUCACGCCGCACGGCACCGCCUUGGCGCGGCUGCCUGCCCACCCGCGUCUUGCGCAUGUGCUGCUGCGCGCCGCAGCCGCGGCUUCGGGCGAUGCGGGCGGCGCGGCGUUGGAAGUUGCGAGUGCGGCGGUGGCGGUGGUGGAGGAGCGAGACGUGCUCGCGGGCGGCGGGCGGGCGCACGGGGCGGACUUGCGCUCGCGCGUCGCUUGCUUGCUCGAGGCGGAGCCGGGACCGCAGGCGGCAACCGGGGCGUGGCGGCGCGCAAAGCGGAACGCCCUCGAUUUGGCGGCGCAGGCGGGUCGCGUUGGCCGCACGGUUGAGGCAGCACGGCGAUCGACACCGACGCUCGAGGCACAGGUGGAGACCGUUGGCGCGCUCCUCUCCGGCGGCUACUUUGACCGCAUCGCGCAGCGGCAGCCGGGCAAGGAGAACACCUUCUCGCUCAGCAACGGCCGUGGAGCUUCCUUUGCCGCCGCUGCCGAGCCGCUUGCUUCAGCAGAGUAUCUCGUGUGCCUCUCGCUCGAUGGCGGCGACAAGCGGUCUGCGCGAAUACACUUGGCGGCGCCGCUCUCCCUCUCCGAACUGCGGGCGGCGCUAGCCGGCAGCGCCAUCCGAUGGAGCGACGACGUUUUUGUCGCGCCUUCCGACGGCUCUGUGCGGGCGCGGCGGGUCGAGCGAUUGGGAGCGCUCAUUCUCUCGCAGGAGCCGCUGCCCACGCCGCCGCCCGAGCAGGCGCGGCCGCUGCUGCUGAGCUUGCUACGGGAGCGUGGGCUGCGGCGCGCUCUCUUUGGCGGCGAGGGUGGCGUGACGCACCCGGCGCUCGAGCUUAUUGCGCGCGUGCGGCUGCUACGAGCCCUAGACCCAAAGGGCGGGUGGCCAGUGUGGGACGAGGCGGGGCUGAUGGCUGGCGCCGAGGACCAUGCCGGCUGGCUAGUCCCCGCUCUCGCCACCGCCACAAGCCUCAAGCAGUUGGCCGCCGCCGAUCUGCCGGUUUUGCUCGAGCAGUCUCUGCCGCAUGCACUGCAGACGAGGUUGAGAAUGGAGGCGCCAGCACGGCUCGAGGUGCCGUCGGGGGCUUUGGUGCAGCUAAACUAUGGCAGCGGUGGUGCGGCGACGCCGCCGGUGCUGGCGGCGAAGCUUCAGGAAUUCUUUGGCGCUGUCGACACGCCAACCGUGGGGCCGCGGGGCGCGGCGCUGCCAGUGCUACUCCACUUGCUGACGCCAGCUGGCCGCGCCGCCGCCAUCACGGCGGAUCUGCCCUCGUUUUGGGCGGGGCCGUAUGCGCAGGUGCGCGCAGAGCUGCGAGAUAAGUACAAGCGCCAUCCGUGGCCCGACGACCCAGCGAACGCUGAGCCGACGCGGCUGAGUAAUCGCGCGCUAGCCAAGCAGGCGGCGUCCGGCGGCGGCCGGGCAUCGACGGGGGAGAGCGGCGCGGGCAGCGGCGAAGGCGGUGCGAAGAGGAGGAAGCAGGGCGGUGGGAAAGCGAAAACUGCCCCGAAGCCACAGAAGGCGGGCAAGCUGCCGGGUGGGAAGCGUGGGCCCUUCAAGAGGCGUUGA